AUGAUAGAGAAUCUGCUCUUUUCUCUGAAAAGCACUUUUGAUACUUGGCUGAACUCCAGCUCCCCUUUCUGGGCGAUCGAUGCCAUCCUUGCCUUUCUAUGUGGACUGGGGCUCUUUUUCCUGAUCCUUCCCUACCUGGAGAAUAACCCAUCCUUUGCUCCCCCUAGGAAACAUGGAAACAUCAGGAAGCAUCGAAAGGAACGAAGGGGAAGAAGCAGGAGCAGCAAGAGAAAUGGCGCUUUGAGAGCUUGCAGAGAUUGCCUGGAAACACUGGAAGAGGUCUGGGACCUGACUUCACUUCUGCAAAGACACCUGGGGAGGUUCCCUGACAAGGGCAGCUUUCAUCAGAUCUCAUGUCAAGAUUCACCUGGUGAGGUUUGCAAAGCAGUGCCUGCUGGAGCCCACCCACCAUGCAGGGAAGAGGCGGCUCCCACCAUUUCCCCAGCUCCUCUGACCAAGCAGCCUCUACCCUGUGUUUCUGCCGUUUCUUCAGGUUCAGUUUCCACUUACUCAGAGUCAUACCUGAGUGCCUCUCCAACACCAGAGCCUUUCUUUCCCCUGAACAGCCUUUCACCCUGGCCACUGGCUGUUUCCCCUUCCCCAACAAGCCCGCCUCAUGGGAGAACCUGCCCUUCACCUGUAGCACCCUGCUCUGCCCCAACACCAUCAGGCUCCAUGCUGAGUCUCACUCAGGGUGACUCCACGACAUGCACACUGGGUACCAUCCCACACAGGUCAUCUCCGCACUCCCCCUGGAGACCAACCAUCCCAGGGCUUGUCCAUUCAAGCAGCCCUGGAUCAGCCCUGGCCUGCUGGCAGGAAGCAGCCACAGCCUGGAGCUUCUCCACCUCGAAACACUUAGAGUCCCAGAAAGAAAGCCUUCCCCUCUACCCACCAGAGGCCUCAUUCUGGGGAGAUCCCAGAAAUAGGCAGGUAGAGGCUGGUGGCCUUGCUUUUAUCAACCCUAAUGUCCAGGAACUGCUGGAAAUACUAAUCACUAAGAGAGUGGAACUGAAGUUUUGGAAGGAGAAAGAAAAGGACGAGGAGGCAGGCUACCACCCGAAUUCUUUGGGGAAGAGGAUCGAGUCACUGGGUCAUAAACAGGACACCUUGGGUCACCAACACUUCUGGAACAUAAAAGGGAAACAUGAUCAGCUGCUUGGUCCCGAGAAGCCCCAAUAUCCUGACACUUUGGGGGACUGUCUACAGAAGACAUGCAGCCAGCUCUUCUGGGGUCUCCCCUUUCUGCACAGUGAGUCUCUCGUAGCUGCUGUCACAGUACCUGGGUCAACUCUAGAGUUAUGCCCUGUCUUAUUUAAUGAACGCUCUAAAGCCAAACCAUUCCAUAUUCCAGCUAAAGUAACUUCACAACUGUCAUUGGCCAAGCACUUGACCCAACCUGUGGCCCAGGCUCAACCUCAAUCCUUGACUCCCACCAUGCCCCAGUUGCAGCCACCACCUCUGGGUCACAUGGAGACCCAGGCCCAACCCCUACCCUUAACUCCAAUCAUGCUCCAAUUCCCAAAUAAGGCAUCAUCUUUCAGUUCAAAUGCAGUUGAAAACCUGGAAUGUCACUUUUGGAAAGAACAACUAGAAAGCAGGAGAACUUUACCCUCUUUGGUUAAAAAUUCUCGGCAAGUCUUCAGCCAGGUCACUCUCAACCCAUCCCAGGAGACCAGGUCUUCCCAGGCCCACAGCUCUGUCCCCAUCCUUCCUGGGUAUUUGAUCAGCCCUGAGGUUCCAAAGAAACUGGAGCACCACAUUUCCCAAAGGUUCAUGCAGCAACAAAGUGGCCUGCCCCGCAGAAUCCAAGCAUCUCAGAAACUGAUGCAGCCCCAGGAUCAAUACCCAAGGCCAUGUCAGGCACAGGGCAGGGAGGGGCCCUCAAGAUCCUCUGCAGGUCGAGGCAAAAGGAGCCAGGAUACACAAAAGAUGAGGUCCAAGUGCCCAGCACAAAUCUUACCAGGGACAGACCUGUGCCAUGAUGUAGGGCAGAGUGUGGGGAAGAUCGUAAAAGAUCUAUACAUGUUCCCAGCCAACCCUCCAGUGAAGGAUCCAAGAGCAAAACCUGCAUCAGAAAUAGAGUUGAGCCUAGACAGGAAGCAACCAGAAGUCUCAGGAGUCCUUACAGAGAGGAAGGCAGAGCAGAUCUGUAAGAGUGAGAUCCCUGUGAAUGUCUAUCACUUGAAGCUUGUGGACAACCUUGUUUUAGGCACUCUGGGAGAGACAAAUGCUCCCAUGAAGACAGAAAGUACACAGUCCUCUCAGGAUGGGAAAGCCUCCAUGGUCACCUCCCAAGAGUCUCUUGUCCUCAGCCCGUAUACUGAGCAGGAGCUGGAAACACAUAUAAUAAGGUUUCGAGUGAGGCACAGGUGGAGCCUACUCUUCAAAGUCCUUAAGUUGAUAUUUCGCUUGAAGUUGAAAAAGGUUCAAGUGCCCACAUUGAAGGUCACCUGUGAAUCUGGAUACCACUCAACUGCCCUAUUAACCAAGGGCUUGGGGAAACCUCCUCAGCCCCAUGCAGGAGAGAAACUGGUAACAAUGGAGGCAGUUCCCCCACUGGAGAGGCCCCUCCCUGUCCCCUCACAGGUGACCGAGGAAGCCCAGGGGGCUCUGGGAGGACGCGCACCUGGGGACACCCAUAAGCCCCCAGAGGCCCCUCUGACUGGCCAGGAAGACAAGCCACCUCCUCAGGCCCCCACAUACAGCUUUGUGGGCAGAAUGUGGCAUAGCAAGUCUGUUGUGGAGGCUGAGAAAGGCAGCCUGGAGCCAAGUCCAAGUUCAGUCAUGGCCAGGAAUGAGCCACAGAAGGAAACUAGGGGGCAGGCCUCCCCAGCAUCUUGCUCUAAUGUGAUAGUUGUGGAGCUUGAUGAAUGCUCUCCAUCUUCCAAGGCUCAAGAGGUCGUGGAGGGAGACUCUGCUGGGAAGGGCACCAGGGAACCUAGUGUGCAGGUCAAAUACCUAGACAUCAAUAUAGAUCUCGGGAGAUCACAGCCUCCAAGGUCCAGUGAAAGCCCCUUACUGAACACCAAAUCUGCUGCCUCAAAUACAGAAGAUCUACUCUUUGAGACACAGUCUCGUAAGCUUGAGUCUCAAGGGUUCACUGACCAGCAGGCUCAGGCUCAAGGCCGAGCUACCAGCGUGCUCCUUCAAGACUGUGAAACUGGAGUACUCCUUCAAGACUGUGCCACCGAUGUGCUUCUCAAGGACUGUCACUCGAAUAUGUUUCUUGCCGCAAACAUCUUGGCUUCUCAGGAAUCUCUGUCCAAUUUUCAGAUCUUAUCCAGUGGAGACAAGUGCAAUUCCCAAAAACUCUAUGAUGCUACCUCAAGUGAAGGGAGCAGCCAGGGGCAGCAGGUGGACAUGAGGCGACAGCUCAAAUAUAAGAGCCAUUGCAAGGAGUCUGUUCCCAAGGAUGGGAGAGAGAAAUAUACAAGGCCCAAAUUAAGACAGAUUAAAAAGGGGCUGGCAAAACGGAGGGCUUACCAAGCCCAAGGGAUGAGUCAUCCUGGCCAGAAAAAAGAAUCAACAGAGUCCCUAAGAAGCAAGUUUCAGCAGUUAGUCCUAAAGAAGAGACAGGUUCCAUCAGAAAGCCACUUCAAAGAAAAGAUCAAGCUCCUUCUGCAGUGGAUUUUCCCCAGUAAAGGCAGAGAACCAGAAGAGCCCUUCCAAAAAGGCAGGCCUGAAAUAGCCACUGUCCAGAGCCAAGAAUCAAUCAAGAGCAAAUCGACCAUGGACAACAGGGCUGUUGAGGCUCAGACUCUCAUGACAGCUGUUGGGCAGAUCCUAAAGGAGAGGAUGGUGUUUCACCAGGGCCCUCACGCCACGGAGUUAAACUUGUACCAGGCAGAAUUCCAGGACCCCAGAGGUCCACAUUACUGCCACCACAGAAUCCUGUCUUACCAAGACGAAAGGAGAAUGAGGAGAGAUACACCCCGUUAUCACCAAGUCACCCCGACAGGCCAUAGCGUUUCAAAAAAGAGUAAGUGGACCAGUCCCAGGGACAGCAAGCGGGCCUUCUCACCCAGGGAGCCAGGUCCCCCUCCAGGCAGAGCCUGCCAGCAUGGCUCACAAGUGACAUGGGUCCCAGGCCAUUCCCUCCACUGUCCAAGGCAUGGUCUCCCUCAGAAAUAUACCUCUUCUGGUGAAUCCGAACAUGCUUUUCACAGCAUUCCAGGUGGGAAAACUCUCCUCCAACAAAAAAAUGCAUGCCAUGCAGAUAAAUACAUUUUUCUCCAAUGUUAG
Rangifer tarandus platyrhynchus (Svalbard reindeer) is the source of this 4245-nucleotide messenger RNA. Lineage: Eukaryota; Metazoa; Chordata; Mammalia; Artiodactyla; Cervidae. The record is from the annotation of a GenBank genome assembly.